Molecule: messenger RNA, 654 nt
Organism: Enhydra lutris kenyoni (northern sea otter)
Lineage: Eukaryota; Metazoa; Chordata; Mammalia; Carnivora; Mustelidae
Product: olfactory receptor 4C6-like
Exons: 3
Coding region: 1-654 (217 amino acids)
Biological process (GO): G protein-coupled receptor signaling pathway
Cellular component (GO): membrane
Molecular function (GO): olfactory receptor activity
Source: RefSeq, a predicted model, not a curated record
AUGACGUGUUUUUUGGGUCAGCCUUGGGAACAUUUCUUUGGUGUUGUGGGGAUCAUCCUUCUCAUUGUUAUGGCCUAUGACUGCUACGUGGCCAUCUGUAAGCCCCUGCACUACACAAUUAUUAUGAGCCCUCAGGUAUGCUGCCUGUUGCUGGGAGGGACCUGGGUGGGAGGGUUUAUCCAUGCGAUAAUACAGCUUCUCUUCAUGUAUCAAAUACCCUUCUGUGGCCCUAAUGUCACUGACCACUUUAUAUGUGAUUUGUUUCCCUUGUUGAAACUGGCCUGCAUGGACACCCACACCCUGGGUCUCUUAGUCAUCUUCAACAGUGGGGUGAUGUGUGUGACCAUCUUCCUUAUCCUCAUCGCCUCCUACGUGGUCAUCCUCUGCUCCCUGAGGUCUUGCAACUCUGAAGGGCGGCGCAAAGCCCUCUCCACCUGUGGUUCCCAUCUCACUGUGGUCAUCUUGUUCUUUGUACCAUGCAUUUUCCUGUAUGUGUGGCCUGUGGCCACUUACCCCAUAGACAAAGCAAUGGCUGUGUCUGAUUCCAUCAUCACACCCAUGUUGAAUCCCUUGAUCUAUACCCUGAGGAAUGCUGAGGUGAAAAAUGCCAUGAGGAAACUUUGGAUGAAAAAAGGAGACAGUAAUAAAUAUUAA